AUGUUGCAACAUCCCUGUGGUUCACAUGGUAGCCAUGAAGUCCUGAAUCUCCCAAGAUAUGAAGGCCUCCACAUAAGCAACUGUUGCCAGCAGCAGCAGCAGACUCUAAAAAAGGAAAAAAAGGGUUGCGAUCAGAGCAAGGAGGAGAGAGAAAAUGGAGUCUGCCACAUAGGACCCGGGGAUACUGGCUGGAGGACCAGGGGAAAGAGUGGGAGAACAACCUAUGAUGAAUGGCAGAAACGGUGGGUUCAGUCUAGACACAGAACUGAUUAUGGUAAAUUUCGGAUAGGAUCAGGAAGAUUUUAUGGAGAUAGAGAAAAAGAUAAAGGUCUGCAGACAACAGAAGAUACUAAAUAUUAUGCUGUGUCAGCAAGGUUUCGGCCCUUCAACAAUGAAGGCCAGACCUUAGUGGUGCAGUACACAGUAAAAUACGACCAACACGUUGAUUGUGGUGGUGCCUACAUUAAACUUUUUCCUGAAGACAUUAAUCAAGAGACUAUGAAUGAAGAUUCAAAGUACUAUAUUAUGUUUGGUCCCGAUAUAUGCGGAAAAUACAAAAAAAUAGUGCAAGUUAUCUUCAACUAUAAAGAUGAGUACUACAUGACUAAAAAAAACAUCACAUGUGAGACCGACGAUUUUACCCAUCUCUACACUCUAAUAGUACGCCCAGAUUUAACAUAUGAAGUGAAGAUUGAUAAUUACGUGACUGAGGCUGGCCACCUAGAAGAUGACUGGGAUUUCCUGCUUCCAAGGAAGAUACUAGAUCCUGAUAUGCCAAAACCUGAUGACUGGGAUGAAAGGGAAAUUAUUGAAGAUCCUGAAGACAAGAAGCCAGAUGAUUGGGACCAGCCAGAAAGAAUUCCUGAUCCAAAUGUGACAAAGCCAGAAGACUGGGAUGAAGAUAUGGAUGGGGAGUGGGCACCACCUUUGAUUUCAAACCCUGCGUAUAAAGGUGUUUGGAAACCUCGUAUAAUUAAAAACCCCAACUAUAAUGGCAAAUGGUUCCAGCCAGAAGUUGACAAUCCAGACUAUGUACCAGAUCCUCAUCUUUACAAAUAUUUUAACAUUAGUGUCAUUGGCCUAGAAAUUUUACAGGGAAGGUCUGGUACAAUUUUCAAUAAUUUCCUUAUUACAAAUGAUGAAAAAUAUGCUGAAGAUGCUGGAAAUGAAAUGUGGGGUGCUACAUACGAAAGAGAAUGGAACAGAAGAGAGAGACGAGAUGUAGUGUAUAAUAAAAUUAAUGAAAAGGAAGAACCAAAGGGAAAGGAAGACAAGAAAGAAAAGAAAAGAAAAGUCAGCGUAAAAGAUGAGCUGUAAUCAGCCAAAAUCUAUUGCAUAAUUACUGUCACUCAGUAUGUUUAUGCGCUAUCCUUUACUUUGGGAUGGAUUUUUUUCAAUGUCUAAAUACUGUACUUAUUUUCUAAAUAUAUGUUACUGAAACUCUGAAAUACAGUGACAAUAAAACCUCCUGAAAAUUUUU
Messenger RNA from Varanus komodoensis (Komodo dragon), 1480 nucleotides. RefSeq names its product calreticulin-like. Gene Ontology annotation, biological process: protein folding. Gene Ontology annotation, molecular function: calcium ion binding. The record is from RefSeq and is a predicted model, not a curated record. The transcript has 10 exons. The coding region runs from base 1 to 1317 and encodes 438 amino acids. Lineage: Eukaryota; Metazoa; Chordata; Lepidosauria; Squamata; Varanidae. Gene Ontology annotation, cellular component: endoplasmic reticulum membrane; endoplasmic reticulum.